AUGGUGGGUCCAUUAAUAUUACUUUAUUUGCUCUUAGUGAAAAAUAUUGUCAGUGAUGAUAUUAUAACGUCCCAGGUGAUACGGACAGAAACUUUGGUUAUUUCAUCUAAAAGAUCAAGUUUGAAUAAGGAAAAACCUGAGUUAGUCAACUCUCUAUCGUCAUCGCCCAAUACAACUCAAUCUAGUUUUCUCCAUGAAAACAACAAAUAUUCUAAAAGCAAUGAAGUUGAAAUCCAAAUUGCAGCAAAAGAUGGUAAACCAGGAAAACAUUCAAAAACAUCGGAUAACGCGUCGAAAAACGAAUCCAGCUUAUUACAUCGAGUAAACGCAAGUGAUUUGCUUUCCAAUGGUAAUAAUGAUAUUCCUGAACCCGUGGAAAAUGCAUCUGUUGAUGUAUUACCAAUAAAAUUGAACAAUUAUACAUAUACAAUUUCAAAUACAACGAAAGGAUUGGAGAAUAGCAUCCUUAAUGCAACUUCGGAGCAAAAUCCUGAUAAACCGGCUAAACCAGCAGGAACGACCGCUGAUAACCCUAACACUGCCGUCAUAGAUAGAUCUGCAUUCGUUGGAGAUCUCUGUGCGACAGGAUACGUCAAGGUGAACGGAAAAUGUGUUCAACCGGAA
Molecule: messenger RNA, 624 nt
Organism: Brenthis ino (lesser marbled fritillary)
Lineage: Eukaryota; Metazoa; Arthropoda; Insecta; Lepidoptera; Nymphalidae
Source: the annotation of a GenBank genome assembly